Messenger RNA from Mizuhopecten yessoensis (Yesso scallop), 4330 nucleotides. RefSeq names its product protocadherin-1-like. The transcript is spliced from 4 exons. Lineage: Eukaryota; Metazoa; Mollusca; Bivalvia; Pectinida; Pectinidae. Bases 418 to 3234 code for a protein of 938 amino acids. Gene Ontology annotation, cellular component: plasma membrane. Gene Ontology annotation, biological process: homophilic cell-cell adhesion. Gene Ontology annotation, molecular function: calcium ion binding. The record is from RefSeq and is a predicted model, not a curated record.
UGGAAAGUGGGCGGAGCUAAAUGACCAUUGUUGGAGAGUUUUACUACUACACACGAUUAAACACACAUUUUGGCGAAUUUAAACAGGAUAAAGGCGAUUCUGUCAGCAGGUUUAUUUAUAUUUUCACUUGUCUGCAUACAGUGGUGUAAAAGUUGACUUGUCGACCAACGGAUUAUUACUGUGGUGGUUGUUUACGAGGGUCGUUGCGGUUAUGAUGCUGUGUUGUAUGUAGUAUACCUGGAUAACGUUGACAUUUGCAGGUAGAUACACACAGGUAAACCAGGUGUGUUGAUGCAUUGCGUGCGUCUCAUUACAUAUCGAUUUAAUUAGUGAUCUGAACAGCUGCAUAAAGGGGUAUCUCGUAAGGAAGUUUGGCCCAGACAAUGUUGUGUAAAGUUCUGUGAAUGGAACUGCGUGAUGGCCAAACGAUUAAUAUUCCUGUACAUUGCACUGUGUUGUACGGGUAUUAUUGCCUCUGCUACAACCAUAAAGAUAGCAUAUAGCACAACUGAGGAGAGUGGCAGCGAUGACGUCAUCGGAAAUACUGCUGUAGAUGCUGGACUUGCUAGCCUAGUGGCCGAUUCCGAGGAGUUACAAGCGUUAAAGUUUAGUUUGCUUAAGCAAGGGAAUCCGGACGCCUCUAGAUUUUACGUUGACGAGAAUACUGGAGAUCUGCUAACAUCGGAGUCUUUAGACAGAGAUGUUAUAUGUGCCUUUGUUACCACGGGUUCGGACUGUUAUCUUAACAUGUUCGUUAUUGCACGAACAUCAACUGGAAGCUUCUUCAAGAUUGAAAUUCAAAUAUUGGUUAUAGAUAUCAACGAUAACACGCCGACAUUUGACGAAGACGUGGUCAGUCUUUCCGUACCGGAAGGGACGGAACUGGGCACAUCGUUUGACCUGGAUGGUGCCCAGGACCCUGACAGUGGUGUUUACACAAUACAAUCGUACAGUAUUAAUUCCAAUGACUCUCCAUUUGUGGCCAAAGCUGACCAAUUCCCUAACGGCCAAUCCAUGUUGCUGCUGAUUGUUAAUGGAACGCUGGACAGGGAGAAAACGGAAUCAUAUAUGCUUCAUAUAUUGGCAUAUGAUGGAGGUCAGCCUCCAAAUACAGGCUCAAUCAUGGUCAACGUCACUGUGACGGAUGUCAACGAGUUCCGGCCAAAUUUUACACAGUCUGUGUAUAACGUCACUAUUAUGGAGGACCAUGACGUAGACGGCAGCAUAACGACGGUUCAAGCCAUCGAUCCGGACGGCGGUGUCAACGGAGAAGUUCUAUACUCACUAAGCCCACUGCAGUCUGCUGCAGUCCUAGAAAGGUUCCGAAUAGACUCAACUAAGGGAGUGAUAACCUUACGCACAUCCCUAAUGGAGGACAGUAAUGAGGGGUACCGAGUGAUAGUAGAGGCUUACGACAGGGCAAAGCAACCAAUGAUGUCACAGGCUCAAGUUUUCAUCAAAGUGAUAGACAAUCACAACAACGUGCCGACCAUCAGGGUUGACCUUUUGUCAAACACUAACUUUGCCGAGAUCUCGGAACACGCGAGCCAGGGGGCAGCUGUCGCUCAUGUUGCUGUGACAGACAAGGACACUGGGGCUAAUGGUCUAGUAGUCUGUAACGUCUUAAACGACAACUUUCGAAUUCAAAAAUACGAAGAUAUGGAAUAUAAAAUAGUUGUGUAUACGUCACUCAAUCGUGAGGUAGCGGAGGAAUAUAACGUAACGGUGAAAUGUGAUGACGCUGGAACUCCGCCAAAACACGUGACGUCGACUUUCAGGGUGCUUGUGCUUGACGAGAACGAUAACGCACCAAGGUUCACACAACAGAAAUACUUUGCCCAUAUAAGGGAAAACAACGUGAUUGGUCAAAAAGCAGUUACAGUAACUGCGACAGACAUCGACAAGGGGACUAACGCUCUCGUGACGUACGCUUUGGCCCCUACAAACAACGGAAGGUUCCAGGUACAACCGGAAACAGGUCAGAUAUCGGUAAACAUUCAGCUCAAUAGAGAGGUACAGGGGCAGUACAGCUUCCAGAUCAUGGCUGUGGAUAAGGGAACUCCAGCAUUGACCGGAACUGCCGUCGUGUAUGUCAUCGUGGAGGAUGAAAAUGAUAACUCGCCAACAUUUGGUGAGAACCAUUUCCACUUCUAUGUCCAGGAGAAUCUCGCGGUGAACACAAGUAUCGGUAUAGUGAGUGCUUACGAUAUUGACCUCGGUGACAACGGGGUGAUUGAGUAUGCAUUAUCAUCUCUAACGGAAGUACCGACGCCGUUCUGGCUAAUGGAAAACGGAAGUAUCAUGACGUCGGCGGUUCUAGACCGUGAGGUAGUGGAACGGUAUGACCUCACGAUGACGGCGCUGGACCGAGGUGACCCGCCUCGCGAGGGGUCAGCCAUCAUCACAGUACACGUGAUCGACGAUAAUGACAAUGGACCCAUCAUCAUGUUCCCGUCCGAGACGAACAGCUCCGUCUCCAUCCCGUACGAAACACCACAAAACCGAGUCAUCAGUACCAUUGACGCGUACGAUAAAGACUCGGGUCUUAAUUCAAAGCUAUCAUUUUUCACCAGAGACUUAAAUAUUUCGGAGUACUUUUUAUUAAACAGUUUUUCUGGAGAGAUUUACCUUAUAAAAAGGCUUUCACCAUCAGAUAUCGGGAUGUAUUCCUUUGAGGUACUGGUGCAGGACGGGGGCAUGUUUCCGCUCUACGCCACUCGGACAAUGACCAUCACCAUUACGGACAGUUUGACCAGUGAAAGUUUCCCCAGAUAUGUCACGAUAGCAAUCUGUAUUUCAGUCAUCACCUUAUUUCUGGCAGUACUUUUAUUUUUUGCCAUAUACCUUGUGAGGCGAAACGACAUGAGGAAACCAGGCAGCUUUGACAAACAGGUCGACGACAGUUUCUCGGACAAGACAAGACAAGACGAGGCUGAGGCCGGAUUUGGGGACUUGACCCUCGACCGGAACUGUAAUGUGUAUACCCAACAGACGUUCAGCGUGAUCGGUAUCCCCAGAAGGCCCCCCAUCGACCGGUCCAUAUCGUUGCAAGUGCCAAUUGAACAUGAUACACCCAAUUCCAUCCACCCGAGCGAUGAUCCCGUGUGGACUCCCCCUGGUGGCGAGAUUAACGAUGACGAAAGGCACCAUAAUCAGCUGAUCAACCUACAGUUCCAGCAGUCCCUUCUGCGGAUAAAGAGCUGCAAGCGGUCUAAUUCCAGCGUGACAAUUUGAGGAGCAGUUAUGGAUCAGCUACGAAGAAAAUGUUAUGGGCAAUUUUAUGAUUUGCAAGAUGAAUGAUUCCAUUUAACUACAUUUUUAUCGACUUCAUUACAAUCAUCGUCCAUAAACUGACAUCAUGAAUCAUUUGGAACUCUUUCGUGCUGGAGGAGAACUUAUAAUCAUGUGAAAGUCUUUAAUGGCCCAUCAGCUAGUUUAUUUACAAAAAUGUAGGUAGUUAUGACUUUUCUAGACCUUAGAUUAGGAAUAAUGUUGAAUAAGAAAGGAAUGAUGUGAAAGUGGUCAAAAUUGACCAGUGAUUGACCACAAUCAGCGUUGUCAAAAACGCCUUAUAGACUCCGAAGUAAAGACAACCGCGGAAAAUAUUCAUUGAUAGUCAAUCGACACCUUACAUCGAUGAUUGGUCUCUUGGAAGACCUAUCAGCAUCGAAAAAGUUUACUAAGCCUGACCAUCCAGCCCGGAACACGGCCAAUAUCUGACCAAUAGGUGCGCCAGGACAAUCAUCCCUACAAAAUCUCCAUUUUAACAAUAUGACCGUUACGAAUGCGAGUGGGUGUGAUGUUGGUCACAGCAAGAGUUGCCUUAUUGAUCGUCUCCGGGCGUGUCCGGACAGGUGGACAUCCCCCGGAUAACUCCGAACAAGUGAUGAUAUGGACACGUCAUAAUUCAUACAGAAAUGUUGAUCUCAUUACGGACAAAUGAUCAUUAAACUGGACACGUGUCUCCGGACAAUUGUUACGUGUACGGAAGCAUUACUGGACAUUGGGCAUCCAUUACCUUAACGACCUACAAUGUAUCUCCUUCUCCGGACACUCGGAUGAAAGUGACCAGUCAUGUUAGGACAUUAGGAAACACUUGACGGCCGUGUUACACCUGUACCUAGCAUUAAUAAUCAUGUCGCGUGCCUGGCGGAAACUCAUGACGUCAUCACUUACAUGUACAGGUAGCUAAUUAAUAACCACAUCGAUCUCAUAGUGCCUCUUACCUCUGUCUCUCUACCUGUCCAAACGUGCCAAAUAAGACUCAAUUUAUUUUUCUAAUGUUACAAAGCUCAGUUACUGUUAAUCAAAAUAAAAUGUUAUAGAAACU